Molecule: messenger RNA, 672 nt
Organism: Laccaria bicolor S238N-H82
Lineage: Eukaryota; Fungi; Basidiomycota; Agaricomycetes; Agaricales; Hydnangiaceae
Exons: 3
Coding region: 1-672 (223 amino acids)
Source: RefSeq, a predicted model, not a curated record
AUGCCACGUCGUUUCUUCCUUCCACCAUCACCAUCACCAUCCACCCCACCAUUUCAAGCCACGACGACCGCCCGCGACAUCGACGUCGACCACGACCACGACGACGACCUCACUGACGACGACGACCACGCUGACAGUGCACGACGACACGCAACGUCGUCAACAACGACCCCGCCAUUGCAAGAGCCACACGACGUGGCAACGCCACGUCACACGGAUGGGAGGCGACGACGACGACGCGGAACGUCAAUGGACGUUCCGCCUCGACUGCAGCCCAGGUGCCACGUCACGAAUACAUUGAUGGAUGAGGGAGAUGAGUUCAUUCGUUUGAUUCUUAUUCAUGUGGGUAUCAAGAAUCAAUUCUGCCAGUUCAAAAUCGAGACGAGAACGGAAAGGUUUCCAUGGCUCAGGAUCAACUGGAAUGUCAACACUAUCGAGAUCCUGGAAAUUGCUUUUGUACUCAUCAAAGCUAAAGAAUUGAGGUUGGCAUCCGCUUCUUGGAUGGUACUCCACUUUGAUGUCAUUGAGCUGUGGUGCCUGCUCAAAUGGACUAGAGGACCCUUUGUCAGUAUGGACUUCACCAUGGGGCUCGGUGUUGUUGUUAUCGGUGUUGUUGAUCGUUUCAUUUUCAUUGAAUAUUGCUAUGUUUGCAUCAUAGGCUGGGUAACAUAA